CAAGAUUUUCUCCUUGUUUUUCUCAAACCCCUCUUCGUAUACUUCCAUAUUUGGUAUAUCCAUAUCCAUAGUACAUCCAACACUGUUGCUUUUUUUGUUUUUUAGUUUUUUUUUGUAUCACCAAAUUACUCCUCUCCUUGGAGUUCCAAAUUUUGAAACUUUGAGGUCUGAUUUCUGGGUUUGAAAUGGCGUCGCCGGAAGAGCAAACCAUUCUGGUUACCGGUGGAGCUGGGUUCAUAGGCACCCACACCGUCGUCCAGCUUCUCAAUGAGGGUUUCAAGGUCUCAAUCAUUGACAAUCUUGAUAAUUCCGUCGUUGAAGCCGUCGAUAGGGUCAGGGAUUUGGUGGGUCCUCAGCUUUCUCAGAAACUCGAGUUCGUCAAGGGUGAUCUGAGGAAUAAGGAGGAUUUGGAGAAGCUUUUCUCUAAAACAAAGUUUGAUGCCGUUAUCCAUUUUGCUGGCCUUAAGGCUGUUGGAGAGAGUGUUGCUUUUCCACGUCGUUAUUUUGACAAUAAUUUGGUUGGUACUAUCAAUCUGUAUGAGGUCAUGGCAAAAUAUAACUGUAAAAAGAUGGUGUUCUCAUCCUCAGCAACAGUUUAUGGCCAACCUGAAAAAAUACCAUGUGUUGAGGAUUUCGAGUUAAGGGCUAUGAAUCCUUAUGGAAGAACCAAGCUUUUCCUUGAAGAAAUUGCUAGAGAUAUUCAGAAGGCAGAACCAGAAUGGAGAAUUAUUUUACUGAGGUACUUCAAUCCUGUUGGGGCUCAUGAAAGUGGUAAAAUUGGUGAAGAUCCAAAAGGAAUCCCCAACAACCUCAUGCCUUACAUACAGCAAGUGGCUGUGGGCAGAUUGCCUGAACUUAACGUGUAUGGCUAUGACUAUCCGACAAAAGACGGCAGCGCAAUCCGAGAUUAUAUCCAUGUUAUGGACUUGGCUGAUGGUCAUAUUGCUGCUCUUAGGAAGCUUUUUACAACUGAGGACAUAGGUUGUGUUGCCUACAAUUUGGGGACUGGUCAGGGCACCUCUGUCCUCGAAAUGGUUGCUGCAUUUGAGAAGGCUUCUGGCAAGAAAAUCCCCAUCAAACUAUGCCCAAGAAGACCAGGAGAUGCUACAGCUGUCUAUGCCUCCACAGAUAAAGCUGCAAAAGAACUUGGCUGGAAGGCAAAAUAUGGCGUAGAAGAGAUGUGCAGGGACCAAUGGAAGUGGGCAAGCAACAAUCCAUGGGGAUACCGAAAGCCCCAAUGAUCCUUGCUUUUUAUGAAUAAACCAUGGAAACUCUUUUAACUCAGUUUCACAAAGGGUUCAAAUAACAUUUCUUAAUUGUACCAACUAUUUCAUUAAUAAAUCAUUUAAAAGUAC
Molecule: messenger RNA, 1355 nt
Organism: Rubroshorea leprosula
Lineage: Eukaryota; Viridiplantae; Streptophyta; Magnoliopsida; Malvales; Dipterocarpaceae
Source: the annotation of a GenBank genome assembly